AAGAGCUGUAUGUUUCUGAACGAGAAGGCAACGAUUCCACUGGUGAUGGGACACAAAAGAAGCCAUUCAAGACCGUUUUAAAGGCUUUGAUGACAGCAGGAAAGGAACCGUUUCCUACUAUUUAUGUGGAUUCACAAAAAGAAAAUGAGAGAUGGGCCGUUAUUUCAAAGUCACAGAUGAAAAAUGUCAAAAAACUGUGGCACAGGGAACAAAUGAAGAAUGAUGCCAAGGAGAAGAAGGAGGCAGAAGAUCUCUUGAGGAGAGAGAAGAACCUGGAGGAAGCUAAGAAGGUUAUCAUCAAGAAUGAUCCUAGUCUUCCAGAGCCAAAAUGUGUAAAGAUUGAUGCUCUGGAGGCUUACAGAGGUCAGAGAGUGAAGAUUUUUGGCUGGAUUCACAGAUUACGGAGGCAAGGAAAAAAUUUGAUGUUCAUUGUUUUGAGAGAUGGCACAGGUUUUCUUCAGUGUGUCCUUUCAGAUGAACUGUGUCAGUGUUACAACGGGCUAAUUCUCUCUACGGAGAGCAGUGUUGCAGUGUAUGGCAUGCUGAACCUUGUUCCUGAAGGCAAGCAGGCUCCAGGAGGCCACGAGCUGAACUGUGAUUACUGGGAGCUUAUUGGUCUGGCCCCAGCAGGAGGGGCUGACAACCUACUCAAUGAGGAUUCGGAGGUUGAUGUGCAACUUAACAACAGGCAUAUGAUGAUUCGAGGCGAGAAUAUGUCCAAAAUCUUCAAGGUGCGCUCCAUGGUGGUACAGGCCUUCAGGGAUCAUUUCUUUGCCAAUGGAUAUUAUGAAGUCACACCACCGACUUUAGUCCAGACACAGGUGGAAGGAGGCUCAACCCUAUUCAAACUGGAUUAUUUUGGUGAAGAGGCAUACUUAACACAAUCGUCCCAGCUCUAUCUGGAGACCUGCAUUCCAGCGCUAGGAGAUGUUUUCUGUGUUGCUCAGUCAUACAGAGCUGAGCAAUCCAGGACCCGCAGACACUUGGCAGAGUAUACUCACAUUGAAGCUGAAUGUCCUUUCAUAACUUUUGAAGAUUUAUUGGACCGUCUGGAGAGCUUGGUUUGUGAUGUAGUAGACAGAAUCUUGAAGUCACCUGCAUCAAGCUUACUGUAUGACCUAAACCCGGGCUUCCAGCCCCCUAAACGUCCUUUCCGGCGCAUGAACUAUACUGAAGCCAUUGAGUGGUUAAAGGAACAUGAUGUGAAGAAGGAAGAUGGCACGUACUAUGAGUUUGGGGAAGAUAUUCCUGAAGCUCCUGAGAGAUUGAUGACGGACACCAUUAACGAGCCAAUCUUGUUGUGCCGAUUUCCUGCAGAGAUAAAGUCUUUCUAUAUGCAGCGCUGUCAUGAUGAUUCCCGACUUACUGAAUCUGUUGAUGUGUUGAUGCCUAACGUUGGUGAAAUUGUUGGAGGCUCUAUGCGUAUCUGGGACAGCGAGGAGCUACUCGAAGGCUAUAAAAGAGAGGGCAUUGAUCCCACGCCGUACUACUGGUAUACUGAUCAGAGAAAAUAUGGUACAUGCCCUCAUGGUGGAUAUGGUUUGGGAUUAGAACGAUUCCUAACCUGGAUUCUGAAUAGGCACCACAUCCGAGAUGUCUGUCUCUAUCCACGCUUUGUCCAGCGCUGCAAACCUUAGCCAUCCUUGUGAUAAACUCCUAGAAAAUUGAGCAACUGAUGCUUGGAAAAGAACGAUGCACGCUGCUAUACUACAGCCUGUAUGAGAACAAGACUUACCACAACCUGUUGCUAAUACAAAUACU
Messenger RNA from Pelecanus crispus (Dalmatian pelican), 1761 nucleotides. The record is from RefSeq and is a predicted model, not a curated record. Lineage: Eukaryota; Metazoa; Chordata; Aves; Pelecaniformes; Pelecanidae.